CAACCAUUUUUCUCUUUCUUUGCAACGUCUCACUUCUCUUCUUCCAUAAAUCAAGAAGAAACUUAUUCUUUUCUCAUCUCUCUCAAUCCCUCUUCCCUCACAAACUCAUUUGAGUCAUUGCCUCAACUGAUAAUUUAUUCCUAUUGUUUUCUCUUCUGACAUUUUUUUUUCUUCUUUUUUUUGCUGCAAUCUCUAAAAAUUGAGGUUUUUGAAAUAAUAAGAGGUAUGUUUUCUGCUUUUCUAGACUCCAAUCGAGAAUGAGAAAAAGAUUAUGCUGUUUCUUUUAAGGAGUUUGGUUAACCUCGAUAUUGAUGCAAGUUUUGUUUAUAAUUUUUCUUGUGCAGUAGAGGUUUUUCAUUGGUUGCAUGAAUUUUGCAGUAGAGUUUGACAGUUCAUAAUAUAUAUAUAUAUAUAUAUAUAUAUAUAUAUAUAUUAAAUUUUUUUCAAUUAAGAGAGAAAUUUCAUUUUGUUUAUGUAUAGAUGUGUUAAUCCUCAAUAAAUUUUGAAACAUGGAUUUAUAUAGACUUUUUAACAAUUUAGAGAUUUUUUAUUUUAUUUUAAAGAAUACUCUUUAACAAUUUAGAGAUAAGUGGCCUAACGAUAAUUCUCUCCCGGGGCCUCGAAAGACUCAGGACCGGCCUUGCCUACUGGUGGCAUUAUAUUAAAGGUGGGACGCAUGAAUUAGGUAGCAAGUGAUGGGUUUGGUAUCUACAAUGAAUAUAUGCAAGGACCUGUUCCCGGGUCCUUCACUAUCAUUAAACCAUUUUAGAUAGAGAAAGAAAGGUCAAGCAAUUAGGCUGAACUGAAAAAUGGGAGAGGAAAGAUAUUUACCACUGUUUGAGACAACGAGAGCAAAGGGAAGAGUCCUAUACAGGUUAUUUGCAGUGUCUGUUUUUGUUGGUAUAUGUUUGAUAUGGGUAUAUAGAGUGACUCACAUACCGAAAGCUGGAGAAGAUGGAAGAUUUGGUUGGAUGUGUUUGUUCGCUGCUGAGUUAUGGUUCAGCUUUUACUGGGUCGUCACUCAAACCACUCGGUGGAGCCGCAUCUACAGACACACCUUCAAGGACAGGCUUUCUCAAAGAUAUGAGAAAGAAUUGCCAGGGGUGGACAUAUUUGUGUGCACCGCGGAUCCAAUCAUAGAGCCACCGAUGAUGGUGAUGAACACCGUUUUGUCGGUCGUGGCUUACGACUACCCACCGGAGAAGCUCAGCGUGUAUCUCUCCGAUGAUGGUGGCUCAGAACUAACAUACUAUGCUCUACUAGAAGCUGCUGAGUUUGCUAAGCACUGGAUACCACAUUGCAAGAAAUACAGUGUGGAACCAAGGUCGCCGGCUGCUUAUUUCGUUUCAACAGCUUCUGAUGCGGUUGGUGAUCAAAGUCAGAAUCAGAAUCGAGCUGGUGAUGUGGCUCUCAUUAAGAAAUUAUACGAGAACAUGGAGAAUAAAAUUGAAAAUGCAGUGAAGCUAGGCCGCAUUUCAGAAGAAGUACGAUCAAAACAUAAAGGUUUUUCUCAGUGGAACUCAUAUUCAUCAAAGCUAGACCAUGAUACCAUUCUUCAAAUAGUAGUUGAUGGGAGAAACCCAAAUGCAAGAGAUGUUGAAGGGUGUAUGUUGCCAACUUUGGUGUAUUUGGCUCGGGAGAAGAGACCCCAGUACCACCAUAACUUCAAAGCUGGCGCUAUGAAUGCACUGAUUAGGGUAUCAUCGAGCAUUAGCAAUGGGAAGUUACUUCUUAAUGUAGAUUGUGAUAUGUAUUCGAACAACUCCAUGGCCAUAAGGGAUGCACUUUGCUUCUUUAUGGAUGAAGAACAAGGCCAUGAGAUCGCAUACGUACAGUUCCCACAGAAUUUCGACAACCUUACUAAGAAUGAAUUAUACGCUUCAUUAAAAGUAAUUAACGAGUUAUUGUUUUGGUAUAUACUGAAGGUGGAAGCCCAUGGUCUGGAUAAUUAUUGGGGGACAUUAUAUAUUGGAAGUGGAUGCUUUCACAGAAGAGAAGUUCUUUGUGGCAAUAUAUUCAGCAAGGGUUGUAGGAGUGAAAUGAAAUGGGAGGGUAAAAAAGGAGAAGAAAUUGCCAUUCAUGACUUGGAAGAAACUUCAAAGAGUCUUGCAAGUUGUGCAUUUGAAGAGAACACUCAAUGGGGAAAAGAGAUGGGUUUGAAAUAUGGGUGUCCGGUUGAAGAUGUGAUAACGGGGUUAUCGAUCCAAUGCCGAGGAUGGAAAUCAGUGUAUUGCAAUCCAACAAGGAAAGCUUUCUUAGGAUUAAAUGCAACCACAUUGCUUCAGAUACUUGUGCAGCAUAAGAGAUGGUCCGAAGGUAACCUCCAGAUUAUGCUUUCAAAGUACAGUGCUGUAUGGUUUGGGCAUGGAAAGAUUAGUUUAGGCCAUCAACUUGGAUACCUUCGCUACAACUUAUGGGCUGCUAACUGCUGGGCAACACUAAUUUACUCGAUUCUCCCUUCACUUUACCUCCUUAGAGGCACAUCCUUAUUUCCUCAGAUUUCAAGCCGAUGGAUCAUACCAUUUGCAUAUGUUAUAAUUGCUAAGAACAUUGGGAGCUUUCUGGAGUAUAUGUGGUGUGGAGGCACAACGUUAGGUUGGUGGAACGACCAACGUAUAUGGCUUUACCAGAGAAUAACCUCAUACCUAUUUGCCUUCAUCGACACCAUUGUACACUACCUUGGAUACACAGAUUCAGCAUUUGUAAUAACAGCCAAGGUGACCGAUGAAGAUGUGUCCGAACGGUACAAGAAAGAGAUCACGGAAUUUGGCGGAUCGUCUCCAAUGUUUACCGUACUGGCAACACUAGCAUUGCUCAACUUGUACUGCUUUGCCGGGUUUGUGCAGGCAGCAAUCGCUGGAACAAUUGGCGUUGCAGAAGUUUAUGAGACAAUGUGCUUGCAGAUUCUUCUAUGUGGGGUUUUGAUUGUCAUUAACCUACCGUUGUACGAAGCCCUAUACCUAAGGAAGGACAAGGGGAAGCUGCCAAGCUCUGUAGCAGUUAAGUCAAUGGCAUUUGCUGGAUUUGCUUGUAUAUGUUCUAAAUUUAUAUACUAAACAUGAGGAAAUGGUUUAGACUGAUAAAUGUAGAAUAGCAGCUCAAUUUGUCAUUGAUUGUGCGUAUUUGCAUUAUGCGCAAUAUAUAAGAUCAUAAGAGAGCUGCGAUAUAAAUAAUCGUUGUAAACAGGACUUUAGUUGCAACAAAUGAACUAUGCUGUAAUAAAGAAGUAUUUAAUUUGUAACUAAAUUCAAGGCAUAGUUCUAAUUCCA
This is a messenger RNA of Rosa rugosa (rugosa rose), 3269 nucleotides long. RefSeq names its product cellulose synthase-like protein E1. Gene Ontology annotation, biological process: cellulose biosynthetic process; plant-type primary cell wall biogenesis. The transcript has 8 exons. Gene Ontology annotation, cellular component: plasma membrane; trans-Golgi network. Lineage: Eukaryota; Viridiplantae; Streptophyta; Magnoliopsida; Rosales; Rosaceae. Gene Ontology annotation, molecular function: cellulose synthase (UDP-forming) activity; mannan synthase activity. The coding region runs from base 810 to 3056 and encodes 748 amino acids. The record is from RefSeq and is a predicted model, not a curated record.